Ictidomys tridecemlineatus (thirteen-lined ground squirrel) is the source of this 3318-nucleotide messenger RNA. RefSeq names its product G protein-coupled receptor 50 (gene Gpr50). Lineage: Eukaryota; Metazoa; Chordata; Mammalia; Rodentia; Sciuridae. The record is from RefSeq and is a predicted model, not a curated record. Gene Ontology annotation, biological process: G protein-coupled receptor signaling pathway. Gene Ontology annotation, molecular function: melatonin receptor activity. Gene Ontology annotation, cellular component: plasma membrane.
CAGUCCGGACCCGCUGCUGCUUCCCCGGCGUGCCGGGAUCUCUUAGCGGUCUCCAUGAGCAACAUGGGGCCUACCCUGGCGGUUCCUACCCCUUAUGGCUGUAUCGGCUGUAAUCUGCCUCAACCUGACUACCCACCGCCUCUGAUCACUUUCAUGUUCUGCGCGAUGGUUAUCACCAUCGUCGUUGACCUGAUCGGCAACUCCAUGGUCAUUUUGGCGGUGACCAAGAACAAGAAGCUCCGAAAUUCUGGCAACAUCUUUGUGGUCAGCCUCUCUGUGGCUGACAUGCUGGUGGCCAUCUACCCCUACCCUCUGAUGCUGCAUGCCAUGUCCAUUGGGGGCUGGGACCUAAGCCAGCUCCAGUGCCAGAUGGUUGGGUUCAUCACAGGGCUGAGUGUGGUCGGUUCCAUCUUCAACAUCAUGGCCAUCGCUAUCAACCGUUACUGCUACAUCUGCCAUAGCCUCCAGUAUGAACGGAUCUUCAGUGUGCGCAAUACCUGCAUCUACCUGGUUGUCACUUGGAUCAUGACCGUCCUGGCUGUCCUGCCCAACAUGUACAUUGGCACCAUCGAGUAUGAUCCUCGCACUUACACCUGCAUCUUCAACUACCUGAGCAACCCUGUCUUCGCUGUGACCAUCGUCUGCAUCCACUUCGUCCUCCCUCUCCUCAUAGUUGGUUUCUGCUACAUCAGAAUCUGGACCAAAGUGCUGGCGGCCCGGGACCCAGCUGGACAGAAUCCUGACAACCAACUUGCUGAGGUUCGCAAUUUUCUAACCAUGUUUGUGAUCUUCCUCCUUUUUGCAGUGUGCUGGUGCCCUAUCAACGUGCUCACUGUGUUGGUGGCUGUCAGUCCAAAGGAGAUGGCAGGCAAGAUCCCCAACUGGCUUUAUCUUGCAGCCUACUUCAUAGCCUACUUCAACAGCUGCCUCAACGCUGUCAUCUACGGGCUCCUCAAUGAGAAUUUCCGACGAGAAUACUGGACCAUCUUCCAUGCUAUGCGGCACCCCAUCCUGUUCCUCUCUGGCAUCAUCACUGAUAUUCGUGAGACGAGGGAGGCCCGUGCCCUGGCCCGUGCCCGUGCCCGUGCUCGUGACCAAGCCCGUGAACAAGCUCGCGAACAAGACCGUGCCCGUGCCUGUCCUGCUGUGGAGGGAACCCUGAUGAAUGUCCGGAAUGUUCCACUGCCUGGUGAUGCUGCAGCUGGCCACCCUGAUCGUGUCUCUAGCCACCCCAAGCCCCGUUCCAGGUCUGCCUCUGCCUACCGCAAAUCUGCCUCUAUCCACCACAAAUCUGUUUCUGGCCAUUCCAAGGCUGCCUCUGGCCACUCCAAGUCUGCUUCCGGUUACCCCAAGUCUGCCACUGUCUACCCUAAGCCUGCCUCUGUCCACUUCAAGGCUGACUCUGUCUAUUUCAAGCCUGCCUCUGUCCAUUUCAAGGGUGAGUCUGUUCAUUUCAAGCCUGCUUCCAAGUCUGCCAUUGGUCACCACGUCUCUGCUGGCAGCCACUCCAAGUCUGCCUUCAGCCCAGCUACUAGCCGCCCUGAAGCCACCACUGACCAUGUCAAGCCUGCUCCCAGCCACCCUGAGUCCACCACUGCUGACUACCUUGAGCCUGCCACCACCAGCCUUCCUGAGCCCACUGCUGCAGGACACCCUGAGCUGUCUGCCUCCCACUGCCCUGAGACCAUUGACACUAGCCGCCUUGAGUCUGACGUCACUGACCUCCCAGAGUUUGCUUCCAGCCCUACCGCUGUGUCCCCUGAGCCUGCUGCCAGCCAGCUGGAGCCUACCCCUGCUGCUGACCUUCCUGACCCUGCCGUAGUCACUCCCGCCACCAAUGAUUACCAGGAGGUUGUAGUUAUUGAUGUUGAGGAUGAUUCUGAUGAAAUGGCUGUGUAAAAAGUGCUCUUGUGGGUGGCCAAGCAGUGGUCCACUUUCCAGUUUGUUUUGAGUAUGUAAUCCAAAGUGAGAUACAUCUAUACACAGAAACACACACAGACACUGACCCACAGACUUGGUGUAAGCUACAUCCACCUUUCAGGCAUACUCUUCCUUGAUAUCAUGUACUCUAAAAAAGUGUGUGUGAGUGUGCAUGUUUGUGUGUGCUUGCUAUCCUAGAGAUCAGAUUUCCCUCCAGUUUAACAUCCGUUGUUCCAAGUGUUCCUUUCCUCCUGCAGUUGACCUUCGGCCCUCAAUGAUCCCUGAAACAUUAGACUUUGAUUUUUCCCCACUCCCUUCCCCUUUCUCCCCAUUCCUCAUUUCCUCUGCCUUGUUCCUGCUUUCUUCUCCCAUUCCCCAGGGGUGGGGGAGGAGUGCAUGCGCAAUGGUAAAGGUGUAUCUUGGUGAUGACUUCUGUCAAGUGAUUGUGACUACACAGCUUUAUGUUUUUAACUCUUUGUUGUACUUUUAAUGGCAGUCAGAAGAACAGUCACAAUAAAGUGCAAGUACUUGAAAGUUUCUUUUCUGAAUUCCAGUAACAUAAUAUGAUCCAUAUCUGAAGAUUAUAAUUUGAUAAGGUCUUAUUAAAAUAAGUGUUUAUGCCUAUGAGAUCAAAUGGUAAAAGGAAAUAUAUAGUCACACCAAAUCAUUUAUAUUUUGUGAAAAUUCAAACGCUGGUGCUGAUUUUCAUCGUUAAACAUGGAGGGAAAUGAUGAGAUGUUUUUACCAUUUUUAGUUAUUUCCUUUUUUUUUUUUAGUGUUUGCCAGGAUUUUCUUUCAUUUAUUUUCUCAGAAAUAAGUACAUUUAUACCUAAUCUUUUCUCCUAAAAUCCAAACUUGUGGUUGCUAGGAUCAAUUAUACUCAUGUUUUUAUUAUUAUAAUUCAUAACUGCCUUUUAUCUUGGAGAUUUUUUUAAACAGCCUGAUGUUUUUUUACAAUUAGUUUUUACAUUUUUUUUUCAUUCAAAGGAAUUUGAAGUCAAAAUCUAGUCAGAAGUGACUGGAGUAUGCUAUGGAAGAUAAAGUGAGUGUUUCUCCAAAACCUUGUUCCUCUGACCCUCCUAGCAGGGGAUGGGGGUGAGGAGGAAGAGAUGCCAAAACCAGUCAGUUCCAUCACACCUCGCUGAGGUUCAACUGACACAAAGUGUGAAGUUAUAGUCAUCUCAAGUCAGUACAGUACAUUUGACAACCCAGGGAUUGUUUUUCCUCUAAAUUCAAACAAACAAACUGCUGUUUAAUAAAAACUUCAAUUGUUGAUUCAAAUUGAUACUUUAAGCAAAGUUUACCAUACAAAAGCUUGUAAGGAUAAGUGGGAAUGUAUUACUGCCUUAAUUCUAUUCUGUAUUUGUGGUAGCAAUUAAAUAAACGUGGUUUUGUGGC